GGAUCGGACCUGAUAGUCAGUACUGGAUCAGACCUGAUAGUUGGUACUGGAUCAGACCUGAUAGUCAGUACUGGAUCAGACCUGAUGGUUGGUACUGGAUCGGACCUGAUAGUUGGUACUGGAUCGGACCUGAUAGUCAGUACUGGAUCAGACCUGAUGGUUGGUACUGGAUCAGACCUGAUAGUUGGUACUGGAUCAGACCUGAUAGUCAGUACUGGAUCAGACCUGAUGGUCGGUACUGGAUCAGACCUGAUAGUUGGUACUGGAUCAGACCUGAUAGUUGGUACUGGAUCAGACCUGAUAGUCGGUACUGGAUCAGACCUGAUAGUACUGGAUCGGACCUGAUAGUCAGUACUGGAUCAGACCUGAUAGUUGGUACUGGAUCGGACCUGAUAGUUAGUACUGGAUCAGACCUGAUGGUUGGUACUGGAUCAGACCUGAUAGUUGGUACUGGAUCAGACCUGAUAGUCAGUACUGGAUCAGACCUGAUGGUUGGUACUGGAUCAGACCUGAUAGUCAGUACUGGAUCAGACCUGAUAGUUGGUACUGGAUCAGACCUGAUAGUCAGUACUGGUUCAGACCUGAUGGUUGGUACUGGAUCAGACCUGAUAGUCAGUACUGGAUCAGACCUGAUAGUCAGUACUGGAUCAGACCUGAUAGUUGGUACUGGAUCGGACCUGAUAGACGGUACUGGAUCAGACCUGAUCGUCAGUACUGGAUUGGACCUGAUAGUCGGUACUGGAUCAGACCUGAUAGUUGGUACUGGAUCGGACCUGAUAGUCGGUACUGGAUCAGACCUGAUAGUUGGUACUGGAUCGGACCUGAUAGUCGGUACUGCAUCAGACCUGAUAGUCGGUACUGGAUCAGACCUGAUAGUACUGGGACCUGAUAGUCAGUACUGGAUCGGACCUGAUAGUUGGUACUACGUCAGGCCUAAAAGGUAUAUGAUAUGAUUCAAAGUUUCGUACCAGAUAAAACCCAAGGGUUUGUACCAAAUUAGUCCUCAGUAUCUGUUUUAGCAUCCAAGAUAUGUUCUCAAAAUCAAAUGGCAGAAAAACUAGUAUUAUAAUAUUUAUGUAUACGGCUGGUGAACCUCAUAAAAUACGAUUCUGCAAUCCUGAGUUGGUCACUUCCUCCAGAACCAUAUUCAGCGUGUUGCAUCUAUCAACUGUCUGAUCAAAAACGCUCGACUAUAUUGUGUAAGAGAGUAAAUGAGCUGUGUGCGUCAGUGCUAUGGAGAUGUCUACAGCAUUCCAACCAGUUGUUGAUUGAAUGUUAUGUUUUAAAUGUAUUUGACCACAGAUGUCCACAUUUUAUUUAUAAACUUCUGAAAAUACUGUUUCUAGAACUUGAGAGAUUACUACACAAAACCAUGAUUCUCAUUUUAAUUUCAUCCUCCAACCAAAUACCAGUAUGUAUACAAGUCUGUGUAGAUACUCUCAAGCUAGACAUCUAGAGGAGCUUGAAGUCCAGCAUUUCAGUUGGCCAAACUGAAGAAUAAGAACAAAUGGCAUCCAUCCUGUUUUGCUAAUAAAGUUGU
Haliotis rubra (blacklip abalone) is the source of this 1540-nucleotide messenger RNA. Its product is annotated as putative per-hexamer repeat protein 5. The coding region runs from base 417 to 953 and encodes 178 amino acids. NCBI's taxonomy places the organism in Eukaryota, Metazoa, Mollusca, Gastropoda, Lepetellida, Haliotidae. The record is from RefSeq and is a predicted model, not a curated record. The transcript has 2 exons.